Molecule: messenger RNA, 1707 nt
Organism: Acanthamoeba castellanii str. Neff
Lineage: Eukaryota; Discosea; Longamoebia; Acanthamoebidae
Product: SET domain containing protein
Exons: 11
Coding region: 1-1707 (568 amino acids)
Biological process (GO): peptidyl-lysine dimethylation; peptidyl-lysine trimethylation; actin modification
Molecular function (GO): protein binding; histone H3K4 methyltransferase activity; protein-L-histidine N-tele-methyltransferase activity
Source: RefSeq, a predicted model, not a curated record
AUGAACACAGCCUCGAUGGCGCAGGUCAAGCACAACACCCAGCGCAUUGCCGCGUUGGCACACGAAGUGGUAGGACAGGCCCGCAAUGAGGAGGAAAGAUGGAAAUCCUUCCUUCAGCUUCACGCUGCCCUUCAGGAGCUCAAACGUCGUCAACAGAAGAAGAAGAAAGGAGUGGAGCCUUCCGGCCCCACAAGGGACGACCUGGAGCAGCUCCGUGUGUGGCUGCUGAAGAACGGGCUCGACAGCAAGUGGCUUGAGGGCAUCGAGUUUGCCGCCAACCUGCCCGAGGGCAGCGGCGUAGUCGCCAAGAAGGAUUUCAAGAAGGGGGAGCCGUUCCUUCAGGUCCCGCGAAAGCUGAUGUUCACGUGUCAGGCCAUGCAGAACACCCCGCUGGGGCAGCUGCUCAAGGUGGACAAGUUCUUGGCGCAAUCGCCCAGCUUGUGCCUUGCUCUUCACCUGCUGGUCGAAAAACACAACCACUCCUCUUUCUGGACGCCCUACAUCAAAACGCUGCCCAAGUCGUACGGAACGUGUCUUUACUUUACGCUGGAGGAGCUGGAGGGCCUGCGCGGCUCGCCGACCUUCACCAGCGCCAUCAAGGUCAUCGCCACGGUGGCCAUCCAAUACACCUACAUCCACGAUCUGUUCCAGAUUCGGAAGGACAUUCUGCACAUCAAUGCAUUCACGUGGGACGAAUUCAUCUGGGCGAUGUCAGCUGUGGGUUCCCGGCAGAACCAGGUCCCUCAAUGGGGACACAACGCGUUGUCGGAGUAUGCCCUCAUCCCUGCGUGGGACAUGUGCAACCACGACCACGGCGACUUGCAAACGUUUUGGGACGUCAACAGCGAUUCGACAGAGUCGCACGCAAUGCGAGCGUACAAAAAGGGCGAACAGGUCUACAUUUUCUACGGGCCAAGGCCGAACUCGGACCUGUUGCUCCAUGCGGGCUUUGUCUACGAGAACAACCGCUUUGAUGCGCUGGCCAUCCGCGUGAGGCUUGCUCCUGAUGCCGAGCACAUCAAGGACAAGCUUCGGCUCUUGCACCUCAACAACAUGAAAAUGGAUUCGCAAUACUAUCUCUACGGGCUGGGCCUGGCGGUCGACCUCAUGGCAUUCCUGAGGAUUCACGCCAUGAACGAACAGGAACUCCAGCAGGUGCUGGGAGCUUACGACCAACAGGAGGCGAAGGUGCACAAUGGCGAACAUCCGGCGUCCAACGGCGAGGUGGUCGCAUCCGGAGUGUUCGACCCUCGGGUCAAGCUCAACGAUCGCAACGAGCUGGCCGCCCUCCAACUCGCCGAGGCCAAGUGUCUGAGCCUCCUCUCGCUCUACCCCACCACCCUCCAGGUGGCUAACGGCGUGGAACUCAAACAGGAGGACCAGGCGGCUCUGCGAACAACCAGCCUGACACCCAACAUGAGGGCCGUGACGUUGCUGCGCCUGAAGGAGAAGGAGAUCCUCAACCGCACCCUCGACGCCAUCCGACUGCUCAAGGGAGAAGUUGGCGGCACCGUUGGAGCUGCGCCGUCGCCGGCCUCAUCCUCCUCGAACGGCACCGUAGCGCCGGCGCAGCAGCCAAGCAAGAACAAGAAGCGGAAGAACCGCAAGAAGAAGACUGCUGCCGCUGCCGCGACCACCUCGGAAGAGAGCGAAACUCCUGCUGCUGCCUCAUCGCCCACGACGGAGGAGAAAGACCGAACGGCGUAA